GGGUAAUUUGAGAAGCACUGCGGUGUUUUAAAUGACACACUUCGCUUUUGUCCUUCUGUUCCGGUGUCUCUGUUUAAAGCCUUGCAGUCUGAUGUAAUUCUACUUAAGCAGUCGCUCCGACUCGCUACCUGAGACCGCAGGAGGGAGCGACAGGAGAGAGUUGUGCUGAAGAGCAGCAGGCAGCAGGACCAGUGGAAUACUGCACAAGUUCAUCAGGAAUGGAUUAAACACAACCUGUUCUGUCCAUCAUCUGCCUGCUUCGAGUUGGUUACAGAUGGGUGUGGGAAUGUCGUGGCUGCUGUGGGUGUGGAUCAGUGUGACCGUCAUGUUGGUGUGUGAUGCCACCUUCUACAAGACCAUACACCAGCACCUUGCACCACCUGGGACUAACAUCCAGAUCCUCGGAGGGACAUGCGAGGUGAUUGCUGCACAUAGAUGCUGUAACAAAAACAAGAUCGAAGAGCGAUCGCAGACAGUCAAGUGUUCCUGUUUACCUGGGAAAGUAGCAGGAACCACAAGGAAUAAGCCCUCCUGUGUGGAUGCCUCUAUAGUGGUGGGGAAAUGGUGGUGUGAGAUGGAACCGUGUCUGGAGGGAGAAGAGUGCAAGACUUUGCCAGACAACUCGGGCUGGAUGUGCUACUCUGGGAACAAGAUCAAAACCACCAGGAACACUCAUCCCUAUACAUCAUUGUAGCAGCAGGAGCAGUUUAGUGCAAAAAAAGGAAUUCAGGAGAACAGGACAACAGUUAAAUAAACUACUCCAGUGGAAGGAAGCUGGUGAACUUGAUGGUACAUUUCAGGCGGCUAUUUCAUUUCAAUUUUCUACACAGCAACGAGACCGUCGGCUGAUUGAUGAAGUCUAUGGACGUUUUCUCAUUCAUGAUUUGACCGUUGUUUCAGCUCAUUUAGGUUUGCGCUGUAAAUCCUUGGUAAUCUGAGACUUUACCCUGUUUGCCCAAAAUAUAGUCUUCAUUAAAGACAUUCCUGGUGAUCCUUGGUUCCAAAAUUGACUGAGCUAACAAACUCACCUGCACGAUUGAUUUAUGGCAAGCCAUUACAGAAGGAAGAAGACUUUUCAUAUGAAUCAGUCGGUAAAACCUCAUCGGGUGUCAAUGAAGAGCUCACUGCAUUUCUUCAGCCACUAAAUGGACUGUUAAGGACAUGUGUAACAUAAAACUGAUCAUAUAAUUGUUCACAGACUCGUUGUCAUUGUCUAACCACAGACAUCUGACACCUUUAUGUGGUUAAGCAAAGCAGCAGAUGAAAAUAACCUUAAAUGAAACUGUAAUUCUGAACCCACUGCUAACUGUGAUCUAAAAGGCAAAAGCACAAUAAUGCAAAGUGUCCUCCUUCCUCCAUGUGAUAGUGAAGCUCUAGUCCAGCUCCAGCUGAUUUUCCCUGUUUCUGGUUCAUUAAGCUAAUGAUAAAUUGAUAGAACAUCAUUGAGAGGACUCCAGUGUGAAAGCUCUGAGACUUAUUAUUAAAGCCAACGAGGUCUGAUCGAAAUCUGCUGCUGCAUGCAGA
This is a messenger RNA of Tachysurus vachellii, 1524 nucleotides long. RefSeq names its product TAFA chemokine like family member 1a (gene tafa1a). Bases 275 to 694 code for a protein of 139 amino acids. The record is from RefSeq and is a predicted model, not a curated record. The transcript has 6 exons. Gene Ontology annotation, biological process: regulation of neuroblast proliferation; neuroblast differentiation. NCBI's taxonomy places the organism in Eukaryota, Metazoa, Chordata, Actinopteri, Siluriformes, Bagridae. Gene Ontology annotation, molecular function: receptor ligand activity.